AUGAAAAUCGCAUUAAUCCAACAAGAUAUUGAGGACGCCAGCCCCCAGAAAAACGUUGAAAAGGCACUCCAUCUAAUCCGCACGGUUGUUUCCUUUGAACUUUCCAAGGACUCAUAUUCCCCCGUAGAUCUCGUGGUUUUGCCUGAAUUUCUUCAAGGCAACCCUAAUCAACCCCACCCACCACAUUUUGUUGAUACAGAACAAGUGGUUCUUGCAAGAUUUUGUGAUUUGGCUCGAGAGCUUAAAGUAUGCAUAGUUCCAGGAACUAUCAGUCAUUAUGAGCCAGAUGUAGAGGAACCCACAAGCGACAAAACCAUUCUGCUUAACACCGCAUACUUUAUAGACAGAACAGGAAAUGUGGUUGGCGAGUACCAUAAGAAAAACUUGUGGCAUUCAGAAAGACCCAAAUACACAAAGGGCAAGGAACCACACACAGUCUUUGAUACAGAGUUUGGGAAAACUGGCAUGUUAAUCUGUUGGGAUGUCAUUUGGCCCGAGGCAUUUAAACAACUUGCGGCACAAGAUGUUGAAUUGAUUGUGAUUCCCAGUUUCUGGACCGGUGCAGACAACCUUCUUCCGGAAAACGAAGAUAUCCAUGGAAUCAAUGCAAGUGUUCCUGAAGAUUCUGAGAGUGUGUUUCUCAAAUCUGCAAUGACUACCCGUGCGUUUGAGUCCAACUCCCUGGUGAUUUAUACCAAUGUGGGUGGGGUUCCGUCCAAGACAUUUAUCGGGCAAUCGCAGGUGUGCUUACCCAUGUGGGGGGCUAUUCCAGCGUCACGUGUAUACAAUGUGGUUGGGCUUGAUGGGCUGACGACUGAAGAAGUUGCAGGAUUAGAGCCUGGAGCUUAUGUGAAGAGUGUAAGUAGUAGUGGAUCAAGUAUUUUGGAUGUAAGUGAAGAGGCCAAGGACCGAAUUGCGGUAGUGGAGAUUUCCAAGGUGGCAGAGAAACUUGAACAUGCGGAACGAGUGUAUAAGAUUCGAGAGGAUGCCAAGUCAGAGGAUUGGCAUUAUUGA
Magnusiomyces paraingens is the source of this 1014-nucleotide messenger RNA. RefSeq lists its product as uncharacterized. Bases 1 to 1014 code for a protein of 337 amino acids. The record is from RefSeq and is a predicted model, not a curated record. Lineage: Eukaryota; Fungi; Ascomycota; Dipodascomycetes; Dipodascales; Dipodascaceae. Gene Ontology annotation, molecular function: hydrolase activity, acting on carbon-nitrogen (but not peptide) bonds, in linear amides. The transcript has 3 exons.